Molecule: messenger RNA, 465 nt
Organism: Lachancea lanzarotensis
Lineage: Eukaryota; Fungi; Ascomycota; Saccharomycetes; Saccharomycetales; Saccharomycetaceae
Product: LALA0S06e04038g1_1
Exons: 1
Coding region: 1-465 (154 amino acids)
Source: RefSeq, a predicted model, not a curated record
AUGCUAAAUAUAUCACGGAGAUGUAACUCUAAACUCAAUAAAACAAUAGUUUACAUCUUACAAAAAUGGAUAGAGUUACCCAAGAUAUAUGACGUUUAUCGUGCAACGACACUCCAGAGACAGAGUCUACACAUGAGCACAAAUACCUUCACAUUUCCAAUGACCAGUGAUCUAAAUGAUUUAUCAUUGAUAUUAGGAGGUUCAUGUAUUACUGGCCCACUAAACUUCAUCCAAGUUGGAAUUCGACAAGACUUUUGUCACAAUCGUCAUGCCAGCCACGUUCAUCAAAUAAUUGUGAUUAAUUCGCAGCUCGUUAUUCGGUUUCUCAAUGUCAUUCUACGCACAAGGUUGUCUCCCGAUAAUGAUGAUCUACCUUCAAGAGCCCGCUUGCUAAUGCAAAAGCACCGCGAUAAUCCAAAAUCCAGUAGCAGACAUAAAAGUGUCUGCCGUCAAGCGGUGAGUUGA